Molecule: messenger RNA, 921 nt
Organism: Talaromyces marneffei
Lineage: Eukaryota; Fungi; Ascomycota; Eurotiomycetes; Eurotiales; Trichocomaceae
Exons: 1
Coding region: 1-921 (306 amino acids)
Molecular function (GO): copper ion binding
Source: RefSeq, a predicted model, not a curated record
AUGUCGUCCGCACCAAUGAGCGAAAAUAAAGAUGAUGAAUCUGAAAGGCCCUUUCUCGAAAUAGCAAUCUUCAACGCUUCAUCCGCCCAGAUAGCAUAUACAUCAUCCGCCGACCGCCUAGAGCUCUGCGCCGAGGGAUCAAGUGUAAAUGGCGGCACAACUCCGUCUCUCUCAACACUGAAGUCUGUCAUUACCUCACUUCAGCGCGUUGAUUCGACGAAAAUUGAUGAAGCGGAUCAUGUCACUGCAACAGAAGCGAAGAAAUCAAUACCAAUCUACGCCAUGAUCCGCCCUCGGGGUGGGGAUUUUGUCUACUUUGAUGAGGAAUUCGAGACUAUGAAGGAGCAAUUACUUGCCUUGAAAUCGGCUAUUUAUUCUCAGGCUGGAGAGAUCGAAUCACAAGAGGAGAUCUCCUUUGGAAAGGUCAAUGGUUUUGUAUUCGGUAUCUUGACAAAAGAAAGCAAAGUUGAUCGAGUGAAAAAUGCAGAAUUGGUGAGACUUGCAGCGCCUUUGCCGUGUACAUUUCAUCGUGCUUUUGAUGAGGUUAUUACAUCCUGCGAGAAGAACAACGCUCCGGAUAGCGGGGAAAUUAGGCUUCUGCCGCAGACAUUGAUAGAGGAACUUGAAGCUGUGAUAAGUGCUGGGUUCGCGUCUAUUCUUACUUCUGGAGGGACUGGAAGAAGUGCUGUAGAUGGCGCGAAACAUAUAGCAGCAUUGACUGAAGCCGCUAAAGGCAGGAUUGAGAUUAUUGCGGGUGGUGGUGUGCGGUCGACGAAUGUGAGGGAGUUGAGGAGACAAAGUCCGCGUACUCGCUUCUUUCAUUCGAGUGCUCUAGUGGCUAAAGGAGGUGGGCAGGUGAUGGAUGUUGCUGAUGGCGAUGAAGUGUGUGCUUUGAAAAGAGGGUUGGCCCCUUUAUCUUAG